This is a messenger RNA of Dicentrarchus labrax (European seabass), 6399 nucleotides long. RefSeq lists its product as uncharacterized. The transcript is spliced from 2 exons. Lineage: Eukaryota; Metazoa; Chordata; Actinopteri; Moronidae. The coding region runs from base 1991 to 3022 and encodes 343 amino acids. The record is from RefSeq and is a predicted model, not a curated record.
UGUCACGGGGGGAAGUUUGAUUUUAUUUAAGCAUGCUUUUACUUUGAAUUUGCUGUGUUUUUGUCUUAUUUAUUAUUGCAUGCUUUUAUUUUGAAGUGUGUUUGUGUUACGUUGGUUUUACUUCCCCACCGGAGACAUACCUUAAUCAAGCAUAAGGACUUACACCUGGCACCCAGAGAGGGGAGUGACUGUUCUUGGAUAAAAAGGACACUAUGGAAGAUACCCGGGGGGCACGAGGGAGGACACAGAGGGCACGAGGGAGGACACGGAGGUCACAACGGGCCGGACAGCAGGAAGCAGACAGAGAGACAGAGCAGAUCAUCGCACUGGAAGAGGUCUGAAGAGACACCGGAGCAAACACCGACCGUUAGCGGCUAUAAUUGGGAGAAGGUAAAACUUCUCCCUCCCGCGUAAGUCCCGUUUCAGACCGGUGUUUGUGUAGUGUGUAAUAUAUAAAGUUGUGCCUUGUUAAAGGACAUUGACUGGCCCUGAGUUUCCCUCGACAGGCUGCCGAAGAGCGGAGCCAGGUGAAGAGCAGGUGGUCGCCACCAGAGACCCGCGACUGCCGUUGUUGACCUCCCACUCCAUCCGUGCCACAUUAUUUUAGCUGGGUUUUAGUUGUUUGUGUUCUUUGUUUAGUUUAUUUGAAGGUAGAGCUUUUAGUUGUUUUUACUUAUUUUAAAAUAAAUUGUGUUCAACUGUGUUCCACUGGCUGUACUCAUUGUUUUAAAAAUAACACUGUUUACUGCUCUCCCCCGACAUAAAAGAACCUGUUUACCCUAACUUUAAUUUGGUGAUCCUAAGAGGUCCUAGGCCUCAGUUAAACCUAGGUGGCGUUGUCGGCACUUGUGUUUUAAUUUAUCCACCCUUAGCACGGCUCACAUUUUGGCGUUGUCGGCAGGAUCGGGUACAGAGAGCAGUGUGGUGUAUUUUAAAACAGUGAAUAUGAUGAUGCCUGUAUAUCCUGGUGCCCCUUGGCUGCCAAAGUUUAAAGGACCAAAUUGUGACCUGAAAUAUCAUGACUGGAAGGAGCAAAUACAGGGCUUACUUGGAGCGCAAGAGCUAGCAGAGGCCAGAAAAAUUGACAUUGUGUUGGGUGCGUUAGCUGGGGAAGCCAAACGGCAGGUCAGUGUUUUAGAGGAUGACGAAAGGGAUAGAGUACGCAAAAUCUUUCUGUAUUUGGACUCUCUAUAUGGAGACAGAACCCCCCGCCCCAGUGUUAAGGUCUCAGUUUUUUAGUUGUGUCCAAAGACCAGACGAGACUGUGCCCUCAUUCAUUCUAAGACUAAGAGAGCUGUAUUGCAGGUUGCGGCAACAUGACCCUGAUGGAACUCCCCCUGACACAGUCCUGCGAGACCAGCUGCUGUUGGGGCUGCGUGAAAGUUCCCUGGCUCAGGCCCUGAAGGUCUAUGCCCGCCGUAACCCUGAUGAAACUUUUUCUGCACUCAGACAGGAGGCGCUGCUGCUUGAUACAGAACAUGGGAACCCCCCAACCGGAGGUAAUCUGUGCUUCUGUGUAUAAACCAAAUGUGCCUCCUCCAUCACAGGACACCAGCUGGAGAGAGACCCUGAAAAGAGAGAUCAUGGAAGACGUGAAAUCUCAGAUGACCGGACUGACCCAGGAACUGUUGCGAGAGAUUAAACCGCUCCUUCAACCAGCUGUUAUUGCACCACAGCCCCUAAUACAGCCCUAUAGGGAGCGACAACGAUCAGUUUCCCAGACGAACACCUGGGAUGAGCAAGGUAGGCCCAUUUGCCGCCAAUGCAGACAAGCCGGCCACAUAGCUAGAUUUUGUAGGAGGCCAACUACUGCUCGGCAGGCUUUAAACUAGCUUUCCCUGCUGCUGAGGUCCGAGGGGCAGGGGUUGAAAGUACAACAGAAGAAAACGGGCCCACUGAAGCAUUUAUUGGAAGGUGUCCAACUAUAGACGUAAACAUUGAAGGAGUUACACUGUCGGGGCUAUUAGACACGGGGUCCCAGGUCACCUUAAUGCAGCAAAGCCUCUUUGAGCAACAUUUUACCCAAGCUAAGCUUGGAAAGGCUCCUAUAGUUUUUAAGUUACAGGCCGCAAAUGGCCUGGAGAUCCCUUAUACGAGCUAUGCCGUAUUAGAUCUGGAGCUAGAGGGUGCUAAGAUACCUGGAAGAGGAAUUGUGAUUGUGAAGGAUGAACACUGUACACACCCACUCAUCAUUGGAAUGAAUGUUGUUACUGCUUGUUGGACUGUUUUUUUUAAAUGUCCCAGAGGGUCUGUUCCCCCCCCACAGACGUUACAGAGACAGCGGGUUUGGAGGGAUGCAUUUGCUACAUGCAGACACAUUGAGGCUACCAUGACAGAGGACGGGAUGUUGGGGUACGUGCGGCCAGCCAGCCGACGGGUCAUCAAAAUUCCCCCAAAGAGUGAAGUACUGGUGUGGGGUCGGGCUCGGAUGAGCCUGGGGGGAAAAGAUUACUGUGCCCUAAUUGAAGCGCUGCCUGAGACUUGCAGUGUGAGGGUGGCCAGGACCCUAGCAGUGAUAAGAAAUGGCAGAGUCCCUGUGAGAGUUUUUAACCCACACCCCUACUGUUUGAUGCUAGAUCGGUACCAGAAGCUUGGCAAACUGUCCCGGGUGGAUGAAGCGGAUGUACAUGGAGCCUGCGACCUUAACCUGUCCCUUGAAGGUGAUUGUGUUGUUGGAGUGACACUGGUAAAUGCUGCAGUUGACGAGGAGGACCAGAAGCUGCCGAUAGGGGUGAGUGAACUCUCCAACAGGCCUGAUCUGUCUGAGCAGCAACAGGAGGAGCUGCGCGCCCUGCUGCUGAAAUGGCAGAAGGUGUUUGCACAGCACAAUGAGGACUUCGGACGUACAGACCUGGUACAACAUCGCAUCCAUACUGGUGAUGCACCACCUAUCCGAGAACGACAUCGACCUCUUCCCCCUGCCAUGUAUAAAGAGAUGAAAUCCCUACUCUCAGGUAUGCUGGAGCAAGGUGUCAUUAAAGAGAGCUGUAGCCCAUGGGCGGCACCCAUAGUACUGGAUUGAAGAAACCUUGACCAGUCUGACCAGAGCAGAAUGGUUUUCUACUCUUGACUUAGCCAGUGGCUAUUGGCAAGUUGAGAUGGACACCCAAGACCAGGAGAAGACCGCCUUCACCACACCGCUGGGGCUGUAUGAAUUUGAGCGUAUGCCCUUCGGCCUGUGCAAUGCGCCAGCUACCUUCCAACGUCUGAUGCAACAAUGUUUAAAUGGCCAAUUGUCAGAAUCCUUACUGGUUUAUUUGGAUGACAUUAUCAUUUAUUCACCUGACUUUUCCUCCCAUCUACAGCAGCUAGAUGAGGUGUUUAACAAACUGUGGCGGCAUGGCUUGAAACUGCGCCUGGAUAAGUGCAAACUCCUGCAGAAGGAAGUGAAAUUCCUGGGCCAUGUGGUGGACCAAAAGGGGUGAGUCCUGAUCCAGACAAAAUCUCAGCCGUAAAAGACUGGCCCAUCCCCACCACUGUAAGACAGGUACGAGCCUUCCUUGGCUUAGCUGGCUAUUACAGAUGCUUCGUUUCUGGCUUUGCAAAGAUUGCACGCCCCCUCAACCAACUGCUGACAGGCAUCCCUGCUGAUAAAAAGUCGCAAAUCCGAAAGGUACAGUGGUCCUCAGAGUGCCAGACAUCCUUUGAUCACCUGAAAGCAGCUUUAACACAAACACCUGUUUUGGCAUAUGCUGAUUACUCCCUGCCAUUCCUCGUUUACACAGAUGCCAGUAAUCAUGGUUUGGGAGCAGUCUUGGCCCAGGUCCAACAAGGGCGAGAACGAGUGAUAGCCUAUGCCAGUCGCAGCCUACACCCAACAGAGCAGAAUGAUGCAAAUUAUAGCUCUUUCAAACUAGAGCUCCUGGCUCUUAAGUGGGCAGUAACCGAGAAAUUUAAAGACUAUCUGACUGGAGCCCGAUUCACGGUGUACACUGACAAUAACCCUGUGGCCCACUUACAGACAGCUCGCCUGGGUGCCGUGGAACAGCGCUGGGUCGCACAGCUUGCCUCCUUCGAUUAUGACAUCAAGUACCGCUCAGGUAAAAGUAAUGUAAAUGCAGAUGCCCUGUCUCGGUUCCCAAUUAACCCACUGACUGCAGAUGCCUCAUGUGAAAACCUUGAGCUGGAAACCGUUCCAGUCACGGCAGCCAUUGAACUGACCCCUGAGGGAGGUGAAGAGGAGUGGACAGGCAGAGAGUGGGAGGAGGCACAAGCUGGUGAUGCGGACCUUCAAAUCAUUAAGAGGUAUGUGGAAACCCAAAUGAUACCGACGAGACCAGAGCGCCUGACAUUGUCCCUUAGAGCCCAGAGACUGUUGCAACAAAAGCGAAAACUUCAGGUUAAAAGCAAAAUACUGUGUCGUAAAAUGAUUGACCCGCACACACACGAAGUGUGUUUCCAGAUUGUGUGUCCAGAAUCUAGGAGCCAAGAAGUUUGGAAGAGGAUCCAUGAAGCCGCUGCCCAUGCUGGUGUGGAGAGAACCCUAAACCGGAUCCGUCAGCGGUUCUAUUGGCCUGAUAUGGAGAGGGAGGUACGUCAGUUGCAGCAGGGUUGUGUUGCCUGUAACCUGCAGCGAGACAGGGUGGAGCCUAAGGCCCCCUAAAUCCAUUCACAGUAUCCUACCCCUUAGAAGUGGUGGGGUUGGACUUUUUGUCCUUAGGUCGGCCCACAGACACCUACCAGAACAUUCUUGUUGCUACUGAUCUGUUUACCCGUUUUUCUUGGGCUAUUCCCACUCGAGAUCAAACAGCUCAGACUACAGUAAAGGCCCUGUGGACCCAUGUGAUCCAACCAUUUGGUUGCCCCGCCCGUUUCCAUUCUGACCAGGGACCUAAUUUCGAAUCUGCACUUAUGAAACAAUUUUGUGAUACCUAUGGUAUAACUAAAAGCCGCACAACUCCCUACCAUCCCGCAGGAAAUGGCAGUGCAGAGCGUUUUAAUCAGACCUUGUUAAAUAUGCUCCGCUCUUUAGAGACGUCUAAGCAAUCUCACUGGCCCGACUAUCUGCCCGAACUGACACACGCCUAUAAUAACACCACACACAGUGCGACUGGGUAUACCCCUUCCUUCCUCAUGUUUGGGCGACACCUGCGACUUCCUGUUGAUGUAGGAUUAGGUGUAGGUCCCCAACAGAUGAGGCACGAUGUAGGUGGGUGGGUACAAGACCACCAGCAGAAACUGUCCUUAGCUUAUAGCCUGGCUAAACAAAGAAUAGAGAGUGCAGCCACCCAGAACAAGCAGCACUAUGACAAGAGGGCCAAAGCGUUACCACUUUUACCGGGGGAAAGGGUGUGGGUGCGAGAUAGGAACAGACGAGGGGCAGGAAAGUUGUGUACUUGGUGGGAACCAGAGCCAUGGGUGGUGUUGGAGCAGGUGGGGGAUACAGGGGUUGUGUACAAGAUUCAGCCAGAGAAGGGUGGCAGAAUACAAAAUAUCCAUAGGAACUCACUUAAGGUGUGUACAGUACCCCCAACCGAAGUCCCGCUACCAACCACUGAGCCGGUUGUCCAGAUGCAGGGACCCAUCCAGCCCAUGAUCUACGGGUUCCUUCCAGCACCGGUAGCCAUACCGCCUGUGAAUGUGGAACCUGAGGGUGCCCUACGAUGCUCCACCAGGGUAAACUUUGGACAAACUCCAGUCCGUUAUAGAGACUCAUAACAUGUUGCAGGGACUGCUAACUUUAAAGUGUGGGGAGAUGUCACGGGGGGAAGUUUGAUUUUAUUUAAGCAUGCUUUUACUUUGAAUUUGCUGUGUUUUUGUCUUAUUUAUUAUUGCAUGCUUUUAUUUUGAAGUGUGUUUGUGUUACGUUGGUUUUACUUCCCCACCGGAGACAUACCUUAAUCAAGCAUAAGGACUUACACCUGGCACCCAGAGAGGGGAGUGACUGUUCUUGGAUAAAAAGGACACUAUGGAAGAUACCCGGGGGGCACGAGGGAGGACACAGAGGGCACGAGGGAGGACACGGAGGUCACAACGGGCCGGACAGCAGGAAGCCGACAGAGAGACAGAGCAGAUCAUCGCACUGGAAGAGGUCUGAAGAGACACCGGAGCAAACACCGACCGUUAGCGGCUAUAAUUGGGAGAAGGUAAAACUUCUCCCUCCCGCGUAAGUCCCGUUUCAGACCGGUGUUUGUGUAGUGUGUAAUAUAUAAAGUUGUGCCUUGUUAAAGGACAUUGACUGGCCCUGAGUUUCCCUCGACAGGCUGCCGAAGAGCGGAGCCAGGUGAAGAGCAGGUGGUCGCCACCAGAGACCCGCGACUGCCGUUGUUGACCUCCCACUCCAUCCGUGCCACAUUAUUUUAGCUGGGUUUUAGUUGUUUGUGUUCUUUGUUUAGUUUAUUUGAAGGUAGAGCUUUUAGUUGUUUUUACUUAUUUUAAAAUAAAUUGUGUUCAACUGUG